Elgaria multicarinata webbii is the source of this 2464-nucleotide messenger RNA. RefSeq names its product atlastin GTPase 1 (gene ATL1). Bases 18 to 1682 code for a protein of 554 amino acids. The transcript is spliced from 13 exons. Gene Ontology annotation, molecular function: GTPase activity; GTP binding. Gene Ontology annotation, biological process: protein homooligomerization; endoplasmic reticulum organization. Lineage: Eukaryota; Metazoa; Chordata; Lepidosauria; Squamata; Anguidae. The record is from RefSeq and is a predicted model, not a curated record.
GGCCGGGAGAGGCGGCCAUGGCCAAGAGCCGCAAGGAGCGGAACAGCUGGGGUGGAUUUUCAGAGAAGACGUACGAGUGGAGCUCUGAGGAGGAAGAGUCGGACGGGAAGGCCCGCCCCGUGCAGGUGCUCAUUGUGAAGGAUGACCACUCCUUUGAGCUGGACGAAGCCGCCCUCAACCGCAUCUUGCUCUCCGAAGCCGUCCGUGACCGGGAGGUGGUUGCCGUCUCUGUGGCUGGGGCGUUUCGAAAGGGGAAGUCGUUCCUGAUGGACUUCAUGCUAAGAUACAUGUACAACAUGGAUCUGGUGGACUGGGUCGGGGACUACAACGAGCCGCUGACUGGCUUUUCCUGGAGAGGAGGCUCGGAGCGCGAGACGACGGGCAUUCAGAUCUGGAGCGAAGUCUUUCUUGUGGACAAGCCGGAUGGGAACAAGGUGGCUGUGCUGCUCAUGGACACGCAGGGGACCUUCGACAGCCAGUCCACCCUACGGGAUUCGGCCACCGUCUUUGCACUCAGCACCAUGAUCAGCUCCAUCCAGGUGUACAAUUUGUCACAGAAUGUACAGGAAGAUGACCUCCAGCACCUGCAGCUCUUCACAGAAUAUGGCAGGCUGGCCAUGGAGGAGACAUUCCUGAAGCCCUUUCAGUCGCUCAUCUUCCUUGUCCGUGACUGGAGCUUCCCUUACGAAUUUUCUUACGGGGCUGAAGGAGGAUCCAAGUUUUUGGAAAAGCGUCUCAAGGUCUCAGGGAACCAGCACGAAGAGCUUCAGAAUGUCCGGAAGCACAUCCAUUCCUGCUUCACCAACAUCUCCUGCUUUCUCUUACCUCACCCGGGCUUGAAAGUAGCCACCAAUCCAAACUUCGACGGGAAGCUCAAAGAAAUUGACGACGAUUUCAUCAAGAACUUGAAAGUCCUGAUUCCGUGGCUUCUCAGCCCCAAGAGCUUGGACGUCAAGGAGAUCAACGGGAAUAAUAUCACCUGCCGAGGCCUUGUGGAGUAUUUCAAGGCCUACAUUAAGAUCUACCAAGGAGAAGAGCUCCCUCAUCCCAAAUCGAUGUUGCAGGCCACGGCAGAAGCGAACAACCUAGCAGCUGUGGCCACGGCUAAAGAUACCUACAAUAAGAGAAUGGAAGAGGUGUGCGGAGGCGACAAGCCCUUCCUGGCGCCCAGUGACCUCCAGAGCAAGCACCUGGAGCUCAAGGAAGAGGCGGUGCGGCUGUUCCGCAGCGUGAAAAAGAUGGGGGGCGAGGAAUUCAGCCGCCGCUACCUGCAGCAGCUGGAGGCGGAAAUCGACGAGCUCUACGUCCAGUACAUCAAGCACAACGACAGCAAGAACAUCUUCCACGCUGCCCGCACGCCGGCCACCCUCUUCGUGGUCAUCUUCAUCACCUACGUGGUGGCCGGCGUCACCGGCUUCGUCGGCUUGGACAUCAUCGCCAGCCUGUGCAACAUGAUCAUGGGCCUCACCCUCAUCACCCUCUGCACGUGGGCCUACAUCCGGUACUCCGGGGAGUACAGGGAGCUGGGGGCCGUCAUCGACCAGGUGGCCGCUGCGCUCUGGGACCAGGCUUUGUACAAACUUUACAGUGCAGCGGCCACCCACAGACACUUGUACCACCACGCUUUCCCCACGGCACAGAAGGCGGAGCCCGCCGAAGGCACAGAAAAGAAGACGAUGUAACCCCCGAUGCUUUCCACAGAGGUGCAUGAAACACACCCUUAAAACUUGUUAACCAUUUUGCAUCCAUGUACAAGCCUCUGACGCUCCUCGAAACGGAAGGCGGAGGAAGCUGAUAACCCAUUUACUUGUACCAAUGGCUUAAGUGUGGCUGCUUUAAUUUGGAUGAUGCCCCGCUUGAAGGGGCAGGGGUCAGCAUGGCGGUCAUUUUCUUUACAAUGCAGUGACUAAAUUUGGCUGCAGACACUGUACGCUUUGGUUCUCCAGACUACUUUGCCUGCUUUCAGGACUUUUAAAGACGGAGACUUGGAAGCCAGAGAAGGCCAUGGCUACUCCCACUUGGCCAGAGGGCUUCCCUGUUCUCACGGCAGGAUCCUGCCGUCCAAAAGCCAAGAGCCUGCUAGGUCCACAGCCCACCCUAUCCAUGGGCUUCUCUAGACCCAAGUCCCCAGGGUCAUUAAUACCAUUGCAGGUUUUCCAAACAGAAACACUACCUUUAUUUGAGAGGGACCAUGUCUCAUAACAGCCUCCUUUUUGCGCACAAAGGUUUUUUGAUUCAACACACUUUUCUUCAUCCAGCUGUGAAUGAUAAUGUGUUCACUUUAGAAGAUUGCCUUCGCCGAAGCUGCAAAGAAUAUUUCUUUUGCUAUGGUAUGUUAAGAGAUGGAAAGUGUUCUCUUUUUUUUUUGUACAUGUAUUUGAGAGUUUCACUGUACAUAUUUUUGUUGUGUGCAGAAGGAGUGUGCCUAGUUUUUAUUAUUUUAUUGUCAAUUAAAAGUUUGGUU